Messenger RNA from Umbelopsis ramanniana AG, 2016 nucleotides. RefSeq lists its product as uncharacterized. NCBI's taxonomy places the organism in Eukaryota, Fungi, Mucoromycota, Umbelopsidomycetes, Umbelopsidales, Umbelopsidaceae. The transcript is spliced from 6 exons. The record is from RefSeq and is a predicted model, not a curated record. The coding region runs from base 82 to 1668 and encodes 528 amino acids.
GUCUUUCGCUGUGACUGUCGUUUGCAGAUUGAUCUUUUGGCAGCAAAAAAAACUCCGGCAAAUGAUAUCACUGCUUUCAACAUGCAGAGUCUUACAGAAUCUCUAUUGUCAAAGAGCAUGCCGAAAGACAGCAUUGUCCCAAAGCUAGCAAAGAAAGUUGUUGGAAACACCGCAACCACUGCGAAAUCAGGGCCAGGAUCUUCUGUGGCAGGAAAGGCAAAACCUCUUCGAAGUACCAAAACGUCACAGAAGCUUGUUCUAUUCCCUUCCGAGCCGGCAGAUUCAGCUACACUAAUUGAAGAACAGGAAGAUGAGGAUGGAUCUGACGAAACUACUCCAGUGGUUCAUUUACCUCUUGAACUUCAUGUACUUGGAUCGAGAACGGUUGCUGAACGCAUGAAAAAAGAUCAACGAGACAGGCUGAACUUGCCUAGAGUUUCGGCAUAUUGCGUAGCCGACACUUUCCAAACUGAUGAAAUCAAAUUAUUCUUGAAAGAACAACAUCAUGUUACUCCAAGACAGUACGAUGAAUGUAUUUAUGCGCCGUAUCACUUUCCUAUUAUGACAUUACGGCCAGGUGGUAAGAAUUCUACCAACGUACGGCUCCGUUCAGCGCCAUGGCCGGAAAGUGAUGAAGCCAUACAUGAUCGUGAAGAAUACUUUCGGCAAUUUGAGAAUGAGCAAAUGACUUACGAAGAAGAUCAUUUGUACGCCAACGCUUUGGAAAACGAACCAGAGCCUCACAACACAAAUGCUGAGUCACUCGCAGCACAUGAAAUUGCAGAUUUCUAUGAGGGAACGUCGCACCCAACAGACACAAAUUUGGCUGAACCGACAUAUGCCACUGAUGGUGAUAUAACGGAACCAAAGUCGGUAGACCAGGGAAAUAGCUUUAUCGAUCAACAUCUGGAAGAUCAACCAGACUUUACUGCCGAAACAUCCUUGAGUCAACAACUGGAUCCAGAAAUGGUGAAGACGGAUGAGAAGAUUCGAGCUGAACAACGUCGAGACUCUGAACAUUCCACCAAAGCAGCUCAUACAAAACCAUUCACCGGAGGCGAACUAUUCGUUUUCGACUAUGGAGUGUUGGUAUUCUGGAAUUUUAGUCGUGCUCAAGAAUUAUUGAUGCUGGAAGACCUUUCUCCAUUUACCAUUCGUCCACUGAAAGACAAUCCGGACGAUCUGGAAGAUAUGCAGAUUGAAGAGAUGCAUUUCCAGUACGACACUACUCAAAAGCAUUCCAGGAUCUUCAAUGACAUGCUGACUUUAAAAAGCGGCAACCAUAUGAUUAAACUUACUCUUAGCCAUGGAAUCAGUCAAAGUGCAGUCCUGGCUCGAUACGAAGAUAUUAUGGAUAAUACGAUUGAGGCCACCAAACACAUACCCAAAAAGCUAGCACUGACCGGUAAAUUAGAUAUGAAGCGAGCAGAAAUGACCCAAAUCAACGGUCAUCUGUUCAAACUUCGUAUGAAUGUUAACUUAUCUUCCAAUGUCUUGGAUACGCCCGAGAUUUUCUGGUCUGAACCAUCCCUACAGCCUUUAUACAAUGCAAUCAGAGAUUACUUGGAAAUACCCCAAAGAGCCGCCAUCUUGAAUGACAGGUGUACAGUCAUCUCGGAUCUUUUGAGUAUGCUUAGAGAGCACAUGAAUAACUUUGGAGUCGAGUAAGUUAGGUUUCACCCUAUUGCAAGCUGUUUUGAUGAUCCAUUCAGAUUUUUUUACCCUCCUUUCUUUUUCAAGAUAUCAAACUUUGAUCAUCAUUUACUUAAUUAUCGUAGCAGUCCUGGUUGCAUGUGUAAGUACACGUAAGCCCAUUCCUUUGUGACAUGACAGCGCAAAACUCUAACUUGGGGGUAAAAUUCUUGUAGAUUGAAAUUGCAGUCAAAAUCCUCAACCGAGCGGCCGAGUCAAAAUGAACAGCGGCAUCUGUCUUUUCUCACCUGUAAAUAGGCUUCAAUUUAUAGACAAUUCAUGUCAUAAUAAAAAUAGAUGAGCUGUCUUUUUCGGUUAUCGAAA